This is a messenger RNA of Cryptotermes secundus, 1807 nucleotides long. RefSeq lists its product as uncharacterized. The record is from RefSeq and is a predicted model, not a curated record. NCBI's taxonomy places the organism in Eukaryota, Metazoa, Arthropoda, Insecta, Blattodea, Kalotermitidae. The coding region runs from base 37 to 1548 and encodes 503 amino acids. The transcript is spliced from 4 exons.
UGCAUACAAACUCCAAAGACUUUAACGUGAAACAAGAUGGCAGAAGCAGAAGGUAGUAAGCAGAGCAAUAAACAAGUUAAAAAGCGGACAAGAAAUCCUUCUGAAUGGAAACGAGAAAAAAGAAAACGGCUGAGAGUGGCUGGAAAAGCAUACGUGAACAGUAAAGGUGAUAUUGUGGAUGAGAGAAAAAUCGGUGAAGACUGCAGAUGUAGAAGAAAGUGUUAUGCACUGGUAACUGAAGAAGAAAGACAUAAAUUAUUUGUUGGUUAUUAUUCCUUAAAUAGCCAUGAUGAACAGAAUGCUUAUCUUUUUGGCCUAAUUCGAAAAACUGAGAUUGCUCGAAAGAGAAGUAAAGAAAGUGAUCGCCGCACAUGUAGCUAUAAAUAUUUUGUUCGAACCCAAGGCAAGGAAAUUCAAAUUUGCAGACUUGCUUUUGCCCAUAUCCAUGGCAUUUCACCACAUAAGAUUAGGAUUCUGUGUCAGAAGCAAGAUCAAAAUAUUAUGUUCCCACGUGAUGGUAGAGGAAAGCAUGACAACCGGCCACGUAAAGUUUCGACUGAAACAUUGACUCAAAUCAAGGAUCACAUUUACUCCAUCAUUAGGUCUGAUAGGGUGAGGGAUUUUUUGAAGGAGGAAAAACAUAAUGGUCCAGAUUUAAACAUAACAAAGAUGUGGAAAGAUUACUUAGAACAGUAUGAUCCAAAUUUUUAUGAACUGCAUCUUGGCAAUGAAAAAAGUAAUAUUUCACAUCCACCUAAUGGCACUACAAUGUCUCAUGAAAGUGUUCCCCUGCCCGGUUUCUCUGGAAUAGAAAGUCAUCAUGGUCUUGCACCUCAGCAUGUUGGCCCCUACUCACAUGCACCUGACCUAACACAUUUUCAGAUGCCAGGGAUGAAUCAUAACAUUGGUCUUAUGGGACAUCAAAAUGAAUCUCGAUAUAUGACCAGAGAACAAGAACCUCACACUAAUCAAGAAGAAAAAAAACGCCACAUACCAAUUGUAAAACAUUGGUUGUACAGUAGGGUAUUUCAUGAGGAAUUCAAGUUUCAUGAUUUCCUGUCUUUAAAGAAGAAACUUUGGCAUCUAAAAGAUGCUGAUAAAGUGGAACCAAGUCAGAUAAUAAAUAAAGCAGAAAGAAAACAGAAGUCACCAAAGAAGAUCAGUAGAGAGAAGGAUUCUGGUAUGAAUGUUGUUGGUCUUCAGACAUUGAAUCCAGUGGGUACAGAUCACAUGUCUGCAUCAGCUCAUCACAAUCAGUUGCAAUCCCUUACUACGUCACAAGACAUGUAUAUACUACCUGUGAACCUACAAGACCUUCAGUUACCACAGGCAUCUGACAUGAUCUCUCAGCAACAUCACGCUAUGCAGCUCAAUCUGCAUACGUUUUCCACACAAUCUAAUGUUCUGAGCCCAUUAAUGAAUGUCCAGGGACCAGGGGCACAAGGGCUUCAGUGUUCCAGUGUUGUUACCUUGCCAGGAGGAACUAUGAGUUUAGCACAGAAUUCCAGUGGCUACAUGAAUGUUAAUACUGCUUCAUUCUAUCAGUGAGAAGCAUGCAUGGAGUAUGAAGAAUAAGAAAUAGAAAUGGGAACAGUAUUGUUUUAGGUAUGUGCUACCUUAAUGCCAUCAGAUACAUAAUUCUAAAUACCCACCUUAUAUGGGAGCUGGGAUAGCGCAGUCAGUAUAGUGACUGGCUAUGGGCUGGACAACUGGGGUCUGAGUUUGAGUCCGGAGGGUCAAGAAUUAUCUCUUCUCCAUGUUGUCUUGACCGGCUCCGGGGUCCACCAAAAAUCCUAUCCAAUGGGUA